Messenger RNA from Cyclocybe aegerita, 1509 nucleotides. Lineage: Eukaryota; Fungi; Basidiomycota; Agaricomycetes; Agaricales; Hemipholiotaceae. The record is from the annotation of a GenBank genome assembly.
AUGAUCAUUCUUGACGAGGACUUGGAUUCUGGACAGACAAAGACAGAUUCCGACAACUAUCCAGGCUUGACCCUCCGCCAUCCCCAAGCGGUGCACGCGCGGUCGUCUACGUCUACUCUCCCCGACUAUGAUACCUCGGAAGCCCAGCAUCGCAAGGUCAUCACGCGGUCGACACUGUCAUUGGGAAAUUUCAGCGCGCGAGUGUGGAAGAUAGUUAUCGGAGUUCUGCUGGGUUACACCGUUUUGUCGCUUGCUAUUGGCCUUCCGAUCAUCCUUCUGAAGGGAAGGGAUAGGGAUGAUUCGUUCAGCCUUGCACCGACAAGCUCACUCUGGGUCUCAGAAGACGUCGUGCUACCUGGUCCCCUUCAACUCGCGACGACUGGGAUACCAACUACCACCAACAAUAUGACAUGCAACAUUUGGGAUACACAUCCUGACAUCGAAAAUACUCAAUUCGCUCGUUUUCAACUCCCUCCGCAAGGGUUAAUUACCAUUCGUUCGAACGUGACUUACGAGAAGGUCGCCGCGGAUAACAUCAAUGGGACGCUGUGGGUUUACAUGAACCAAGAUAAGAAGGAGAAGGAUAUUAUCUUCAAUGUGUCGAUGAAGUCAUCGAGUAACAAUGUUCGACUGCAGACAAACGUAUGCUUCAGCGAACAAGGAUCGAGCAGGGGGCUAACGAUUUACGUCCCUGACACCCUUGGCGUUGGCGAUCUCCUCACCUUCAACGUCCUCGCAUUAUUACCCCAGCGUAAAGCAUCUAUCGAUCAAUUCCUUGUUUAUCUCCCUCUCUUGGAGCACAGAAUUGGCUAUGUCCAGAAGCAAAUUGAAGUUACCCAGUUCACGCUGGAAGGUGCUGCUCGCCCUAUGUCUUGCGAGUUCUUGCAGGCAUGUCAAAUCACGUUCAAGAAUAUCAUGGGAUCGAUCACAGGAUCUUUCAAUGUUUCUAACUCACUAACAUUAGAUACUAUCAAAGCAUCCAUCCACUCUAACAUCACUCUUACACAAGGCCGAUUGAGCCCGAAACCCGUCAUUCUCAGUAUGGACACAGGAGAUGGCGACAUCGAUGCUUCGAUAGUCCUUGAGGCCCUUUCACCCAUACCCAGGUGGCAGAACUCUCCCGCAUUUGUGGCCUAUGUGAAGACAUUCAACCAACCCCUCCACCUGAAUGUCUCAUACGCCAAUUCUUCCUGCUCCGCCCCAGUGCAACUGCAAGUGCAAAACAACAUGUGCAGAACCACUGUCGCUUUAGACGAGACCUUCCAAGGUUCCUUUUCAGCCCAAUCCAAGUUGUCGCAAACGAACGUACAGGACACCGUCUCAGAACGUGCAGUUUCUCCGUUUGGAGGAUCGCGGACUAUCGUAUAUGAUCAGAAGACCAUUAACAGAGCGACAGGAUGGGUGGGAUGGGGUCAGCGGCCCUUGAGCCACCAACUUCUGGUUAGAAGUUAUGUGGAGAUCCUGUCUGCACUAAGUCCCGUGAACUUGACUUUCGGCGGGCCUACUUGA